This is a messenger RNA of Nicotiana tabacum (common tobacco), 1293 nucleotides long. The record is from RefSeq and is a predicted model, not a curated record. Lineage: Eukaryota; Viridiplantae; Streptophyta; Magnoliopsida; Solanales; Solanaceae.
AUGUUGGGUGCAGAAGAACCAAAUAGUCCAGAAGGUGGAGGAGUUUCAUCCUCAUCUUCAACUUCAUCACAUUUCUCGCCUCCUCCACAUGAGGCACAACACAUGAUCGACCAAAAUCUACUAGAAAAUGGAGCCUUUGAUCUAGCUUGUCCCGAGUCCUUCACUCAAAUUAUGGAGCAAGUAAAAGAAGAAGAACAAGGACAAGAACUUGUUAAUUCUGACGCUUGUUCCACUAAUUGCACAGGGAAUAUUGAGCGUAAAAGACGCCGUACUCCUACUGAUCAAGAAGAAGGAAUUAAUAAUGACAUUGUAGAGGCAGUAUCUGAAAUACGUAGAACUAAUGUUGGUCCCCGGAGAUACUAUGCUUUGUUCGGUCUCAACACUUCUACUGAUGAUGAAGCAGAAGAAGGGCAGCAACAGAAUGAAAGAGGAGAAGAGUUUGGAAAUCAAGAUUCAGAACAACAAGAAAGUGGAGAGAAAGAAAAUCUUGAAUCUGAACCAAACGAAGAAGAAGAAACAGAGAAUGCGGGAGAUACAGAACAUAAUAGGAAUCAUCAAAAUUCUGAACAACAAGAAAGUGUAGAGCAUAAUGACAAUCAAGAUACUGAACAACAAGAAAAUGGAAAUCAAGAAUCUGAACAAGAUAAUGAAGAGGCCAGCGAAAAUGAUGAAAAUCAAGAAGAAAAUGACAGGGAAGGAGAGGAGGAGUCAGAGGUGGACGAAGAAGAAAAACGAAAAGCAAAUGAAAAAGGAAAACGUCCAAUGUCUGAAAUCUGCAAAUUAAAAUUCAUGAUCCCUAAAUUCUCCAAAUUUGAAAAAGGUGGACCGUCAGAUACCCCAGAAGGAGAUCAAACUCAAGAAGAUGAUGCUAAUGAUCAGUUAAACAACGAAGAUCAGUACAAUGAUGAUGAUGAAGAUGAAGAUCAUCAGGUUUUGGCAAUUUUAAAGUCAAUCUGGCAUUUCAACUGCAACAACGGGUAUUUCCCAUAUCCUACCUCAGAUGAACUACAUAAUCACAUUAUGGAUUCAGUUACCAACUUGAAAAUCCUUGGAGAGGAUUUAACUAAUAAGAUCAUAGCAUUAGAGGAUAAUUUCAAUACAGUUAGGGCACUGGAUGGAGAUAAUCCCGAUACGGAUCGUCCUAUUCAUCGAGAAAUUUUUAACUUGUCUAUGCGAUUAUGGGGUAAUUCUGAAGACCAAAUUGGCAAUGUUGAACAACAAAAUCAGGAAUUAUAUGAUGUGAAUAUAGAGCAAAAUAGUACUGCUGAUGAUCUUGAGGGCUGGAGCUGCUGA